UUCCCCCACCCAGUUUGUGUGCCCCUCCCGCUGCGACCGGCUGGGAGGCUCGGCCGCCCCCGCCCCGAGAGGGAGGCGGGGGCGCAAGCCGCGGCGGCCACCCGAGGCUGUGGAGGGGAACGAGAUCCGAGGCCCCGAGGCGGCCCUGCAUCUGGACCGGGCACGCGGGGGCUGCCUCUGCACCCCCAGCCGAGGGCCGCGGGGCCUGGCCUCGCCGCGGGGUGGAGGAGCUUACUGGCCGCGGGCACCCUGAGCCUUCCUGACCCCCAAGGGGGGCUCGCCCGCGGCCCCCCAUGAGCGCGCCGGGCUGACCGGCGGGGCGGCCGCGGUGGAGCCCGGGCGCCGCGGGGGCGGCGGGGCCAUGGCCUCGCUGGACCUGCCGUACCGCUGCCCCCGCUGCGGGGAGCACAAACGCUUCCGGAGCCUGUCGUCGCUGCGCGCGCACCUGGAGUACAGCCACACGUACGAGACGCUCUACAUCCUCUCCAAGACCAACAGCAUCUGCGACGGCGCUGCAGCCGCGGUCGCGGCCGCCGCCGCCUCGGGCUUCCAGCUGGCGCCCGAGCCCGCCGCCCUGCUGGCCGUGCCCGGCGCCCGGCGCGAGGUCUUCGAGAGCACGUCCUUCCAGGGCAAGGAGCAGGCGGCCGGGCCGUCGCCCGCAGCGCCACACCUCCUGCACCACCAUCACCACCACGCACCCCUCGCCCACUUCCCCAGCGACCUGGUGCCCGCCAGCCUGCCCUGCGAGGAGCUGGCUGAGCCGGGCCUUGUGCCCGCUGCCGCCGCGCGCUACGCGCUGCGCGAGAUCGAGAUCCCGCUGGGGGAGCUGUUCGCCCGCAAGUCCGUGGCCUCCUCGGCGUGCUCGACGCCGCCGCCCGGGCCCGGCCCCGGCGCUUGCUCCGGGCCCGCCUCCGCCUCGCCUGCGUCGCCCUCGCCCGCAGAUGUGGCUUAUGAGGAGGGUCUGGCGCGCCUCAAGAUCCGUGCGCUGGAGAAGCUGGAGGUGGACCGGCGGCUGGAGCGGCUGAGCGAAGAGGUGGAGCAGAAGAUCGCGGGCCAGGUGGGCCGGCUGCAGGCAGAGCUGGAGCGCAAAGCGGCGGAGCUGGAGACGGCGCGGCAAGAGAGCGCGCGGCUGGGGCGCGAGAAGGAGGAGCUGGAGGAGCGCGCGUCCGAGCUCUCCCGCCAGGUGGACGUGAGUGUGGAGCUGCUGGCCUCGCUUAAGCAGGACCUGGUGCACAAGGAACAGGAGCUGAGCCGCAAGCAGCAGGAGGUGGUGCAGAUCGACCAGUUCCUGAAGGAGACAGCGGCACGGGAAGCCAGCGCCAAGCUGCGGCUGCAGCAGUUCAUUGAGGAGCUCCUUGAGCGUGCUGACCGUGCCGAGCGGCAGCUGCAGGUCAUCAGCAGCAGCUGUGGCAGCACACCUAGCACCAGCCUGGGCCGUGGAGGUGGGGCAGGUGGCGCUGGGCCUGGCACCCGGGGGCCAGGCAGAAUGCGAGAACACCACGCGGGCCCAGCCAUGCCUAGUACGUAUGCGGUGUCACGGCAUGGCUCCUCUCCCAGCACAGGGGCCUCCAGCCGCGUCCCAGCUGCCUCCCAGAGCUCAGGCUGCUAUGACAGUGACAGUCUGGAGCUGCCCCGGCCUGAAGAGGGGACCCCUGAGGACAGCGGCCCUGGGGGCUUGGGCACACGGGCCCAGGCUGCCAACGGCGGCUCAGAGAGGGCCCAGCUCCCUCGCAGCUCAGGCCUGCGGCGCCAGGCCAUCCAGAAUUGGCAGCGCAGACCCCGCCGACACAGCACGGAGGGGGAGGAGGGGGACAUCUCGGACGUGGGCUCCCGAACGACUGAGUCAGAGGCUGAGGGCCCCUCGGAUGUCCCCCGUCCUGGGCCUGCAAUGGCUGGGCCGUUGAGCAGCUGCCGGCUCUCAACCCGCCCUGACGGAGGCAGUGGGCGGGGUCGGCGAGCUGAGAGGGGCAGCCCCUCACGCUCCAACGAGGUCAUCAGCCCGGAGAUCCUCAAGAUGCGAGCCGCCCUGUUCUGCAUCUUCACCUACCUGGACACGCGCACGCUGCUGCAUGCUGCCGAGGUCUGCCGGGACUGGCGCUUUGUGGCCCGCCACCCCGCCGUCUGGACCCGAGUGUUGCUGGAGAAUGCCCGCGUCUGUUCCAAGUUCCUGGCAAUGCUGGCUCAGUGGUGCACCCAGGCCCACUCGCUGACACUUCAGAACCUGAAGCCCCGGCAGCGGGGCAAGAAGGAGAGCAAGGAGGAGUAUGCCCGGAGCACCCGGGGCUGCCUGGAAGCAGGGCUGGAGUCCCUGUUGAAGGCGGCGGGGGGCAACCUGCUGAUCCUGCGCAUCUCUCACUGUCCCAACAUCCUCACCGACCGUUCACUCUGGCUGGCCAGCUGCUACUGCCGUGCCCUGCAGGCCGUCACCUACAGGAGCGCCACAGACCCUGUGGGCCACGAGGUCAUUUGGGCCCUGGGCGCAGGCUGCAGAGAGAUUGUCUCCCUCCAGGUCGCGCCACUUCACCCCUGCCAGCAGCCCAUGCGUUUCAGUAACCGCUGCCUACAGAUGAUCGGUCGCUGUUGGCCCCACCUCCGGGCCCUGGGGGUUGGGGGCGCCGGCUGUGGGGUGCAGGGCCUGGCAUCACUUGCGAGAAACUGCAUGCGGCUGCAGGUCCUGGAGCUGGACCACGUGUCGGAGAUCACCCAGGAGGUGGCGGCUGAGGUCUGCCGGGAAGGUCUGAAGGGACUGGAGAUGCUGGUGCUCACAGCCACCCCCGUCACCCCCAAGGCCCUGCUGCAUUUCAACAACAUUUAUUGCCCUGUGCUCUGCCCACGUUGGAGACAUGAGCUGUGGAACAAACACCAUCUGCCCCUACGCAUUUGCCGAAACCUGAAGUCCAUUGUGGUCCAGAUUGGGAUUGCCGAUUAUUUCAAAGAGCCCAGCAGUCCUGAGGCCCAGAAGCUGUUUGAGGACAUGGUGACAAAACUCCAGGCCCUGCGCCGGAGGCCCGGCUUCUCUAAGAUCCUGCACAUCAAAGUGGAAGGCGGCUGCUAACCCGGGUAGGGGGCGGCAGGGCCCCUGCCAGCCCCACACCAGGGCACUCUUUGGACCUCCAGAGGGACCCUGAUUUGGACUUGACCUUCAGAGGCCUGGUGUUAUCCCUGGCUCCCAGGGAGGGGUUGACAGCUUCCUGUCCUCCUCCUGGGACAGUGGAGCAACAGGCCUGGCCCUGGGCACUGCCUCUGCAGGGCAGGGGCUUGGACAGAAGUUGCCCUCCUACCCCCACCCCACCCCCAGCUGAAGCAGCCUUCUGGGCACAGCCAGUGAGGAGCUGAGUCACUACCAGCACCUGGUGUCACCGCCCGGAGGAUCUGCAAUAACUACCCAGUCGCUCCUUGGCUGCUCAGGCUGCCGGGCAGCCCUCCCCUUCCUGAGGCCCUGCCUCCCGGUCAGGAGCAUCUGCUAGGCCCCAGGCCAAAGGGGACUCCACAAGGCAAGGAGGGCUCUUCUCCUCCGCCUGGCCUGUCCCAGCCCUCUGGGGGCACCCCCUUCUGACAGCUUGCCUGGGCUCUGGGUCCACUUUCUCCAGGGAUAACACAGAUAGGCCUAGGGGUCUGGGAAUGUGGCCAGCCAAAAGUGGGGGGCGGGUGUGCAGUGAGGUGGUGGGAGUGGGCUUGGAAGGGCAAAACAUUCACCCAGAACUUCUCCCCAGGACACUGAGACCACCCCUCCCAAGAGGAGAAAUUGCCAGGUAGAGAAAACUUGAGAGGUUUUAUUGCUGUAGAAAAGACAAGACCCCUCCUCCCAGACACCACAUACCCCACUACACACCAGAGCUAAUUCAGAGCUGAAAGGUGCAUGUCUGUAUGCCCACCAACAGUCUCAAGCCUCUGGAGGAGGCGGGGCCUAGUCCUGGGAAACCCUGUCAGCAGGGAGAAGCAGUUCCUGCCUCAAGGAAUGUCCUUCUAAUCCAGGUGCUCAGGCAGGACUCUGAUGGCCUUUGGGUCCCCUAGGCUGUGUGGGAGGGACCCACUGGGCUGCCUCUGUGCUGGGGCCUGGAGGAGGCUGGGAGGAGGGCAGUUUGGUUUGCUUCCUUGUCUGGCUAACUUGCUUGAAGAUGUGCCCUUGGUAGGGAGCCAGACCUGUGGGGCCAAGGAUGAGGAAGAUGUCCUUGUCCUCCCUCCUCAGCAGCCCUCUGCUGGCUCUCUGAGGGCUCUGGUGGGAGUCUUCUGCCUGUGGGCAGUGCCGGGCCUGAGCCAGAGCCACUUGGCUUAGUAGCCACAGAACACAAGUGGAGGUUUUCACCAACCCUUGCCCGGUUCCCAAAGGACCAGGUCCCAGCACUAAGGCUCCCAAGACUCAGGUCUCCCCAGUCCCUCCUCUCAGAACUCUCACAGUGGCACCGAGGCCAUGGGUCCUGCCAACUUUCAUUGGGAAAGUUCUUUGAAACAUUAACCUAGAUCCAUCUUAGGGUUUCCUUGUCUCCUGUACAGGACCGGCUCUCAGCCCUAACCAUUAGGCUGCUGGUCCUGGGGUCCUCUAGUUUCUCAGUCCUUUCCAAGGAUCCAGCUUUUUGCCACAGCCUGGCUUGGACAUCAGGACCAGCCCUGGGUUACCCUGCGAGUCCUCUAGAGCUGGGGCCCCACAGACUCAGCAGUGCACCCAGCUCCCUGCUUCCAUACCAGCUCUGUCUUAGCUCUUGUCAUUGGUGAUGACUUUUCCUCCUGUGGCUUGUUCUAGCCCUGCCCUUUGAAGACCCCAAAUAUCAAGGGUGUCAUGUUGGCAACUCCCUGUCUAGUCCUGCACAAAGCCUUGGUGAAGUGGCAUCCCCUACCACACCGCCCCCCCACCCCCCCCACCCCGAGCAGCUGGCUCCAUCGGCUCCUACCUCCCCAGCCAUGUCCCCAGGAGUCACGGGGAGGAGAAGCACAACUUUUCUCUGUCCUCCAGGGGUCUGGAAGGGAGGUGGAGGCCCACUCAGGGCCUGGCUGCCCUGAGUGUGUCUGUCCUGCCUUGCCAACUGCACCCUCUAUAGCCCCUGUGCCCUGUGACCCCCGGACCAGAGGUGCUGCCCUCCCUGUCUCCUGGACAAAGCACAAAGGGAUGUCCUUGCUUGGCCUGAGACUGCCCUCCUGAGGGACUUUUUCUGCUCCAGGAAGCCUCCAUCCCUGAAUACCAGGCUUUGGGCAAUUUCUUCCGGGUGCCCACUGGAAUGCCUGGCAUUAGUCCUGGGAAAGGAGAUCAGGGUGCACGGACAGUGAGCUAGAGUGGGAGAAAGGUGGUGCUGACAGGGCUGAUUCUGAUAGUAGGUUCAUUCAUUCAUUCAUUCAUUUAUGCAACUGCCCUGAGCACCACCAGCACUGUGGGCAGCAGAGAGAAUAAGACCCCCCUCUUCUGCUGGUGGGAAGUUUGCCUUUCAUGAGUGUGGCUGUUUCCAGGAAACCCACCCAGUCCCCCAACCUGUAUGUUCCAGCUGAGUGUGUGAGUGAGUGCUGCACAGGCCCAAGCCCCUGCCGGUGGGAACGAUGUGUUGCAGUGUGUCCCAUUGCACACCUGCCCCUGGGGCUGGCAGACUGGUACACCCUGGCCUUCAUGCAUGCCCUGAGAACCGGCAAGUUUGCAGGCCUCCCAGCCCCCCACCAACUUGAUGCUAUGUUUUGCCUCUCCUCAGGGGGAUGAGCCCUGCUGCCGGGUGGGAAGCUUUUGUUUGCUGGAAUGCUCUAUUUGUUCACUUUAGCAACCAUACAGCGAGGGCUGAGGAUGGGGAACAGGGAUGGAGGGCCUAGCCAUCCCUGGAAGACCUCAUCCUUCUCUCACCCAAAGGAGAGCCCCCUCCUCCAUAUCUCAUACCUAAUAAGAUGCAAAGAGGAAUAUCAGAGAGAGCAGACCAAGGCAGGCCCUGCUCCAGAUGUCCCAGGCAUGUGUUGAGGUCCCAUGGGUGGUGGCCAUUUGGUGUUCCUACCACCUCUCCCUGCCAUACAGCCUGGCCCCAGCACAUGGGGGCUUGGCACAUUUGGCUUGAGUGCUUCAUCAUGCUUUAUUCGGGCUGCCUCCCCACAGCACUGGCAGGGAACAAAGGAGAUGCCGCAUGUAUCUGGAUCUCUGAGGGAGAGGGAGCGGGCUGCCCAGAACCACAGUCUUUCACUGGCCAGGAGAAACCACCUAAGGAGCAAGGCAGCUCCUAGUCCCAUGAGAGUGGAGUUUUAGCCAACCCCUGAGGAACUGCUUCAAGGAAAAAAAAAAAGCUGCCUCCUUCCCAAGGCCUGCUGCUCCAAGGUUUG
Molecule: messenger RNA, 6282 nt
Organism: Diceros bicornis minor
Lineage: Eukaryota; Metazoa; Chordata; Mammalia; Perissodactyla; Rhinocerotidae
Gene: FBXO41
Product: F-box protein 41
Exons: 14
Coding region: 362-3055 (897 amino acids)
Molecular function (GO): protein binding
Source: RefSeq, a predicted model, not a curated record